AAUUACAUGAAGAAUACUAUAAAAAAAUUAACUAUUCAUCAACUUUAAUAACACCUUCACCUUUCAAUGCGAUCACAAAUAAGCGUAUUUUCCCAAUAACGCAACACCAAAAUACUUCCGACAAUGUGGCCUAUACUAGCGAUUGUGAUUUACCCAUCGAAAUAUCAGACACACCAUACCUAAAAACAAAAAACGGCAAAAGAUUCAGGAAAUCGCUUAAAAAUAAAUUACGCAAAGAUAUUAAUAAUUACAAAACCUAUCUCGAAACUUUAUCGAAUGAACGCGAUAAAAUAAGUAAUUGUUAUGUAGCAGUAGCAACAUUGGAACGUAUGAUCAAAACUAAAAAUCCAAGUAAUGGAUUUCGAGAAGGAGUUUACGAAGUGAUGAAAGUUUUAACAAUAACAGAUCCUGAGGAUAAUACGAAUUUGAUAAAUCAAAUCGUAUCAACUAUGUUGGAAAUUAUUACAAAAAUUUGGCAAGAUAAAAGAUUUGGUAGAUGUGCGAUAUGUAAAUUUGGGGUAGUUAUGGAAUCAGCGGUCAAGGACGUCAAUAAUUUGUGGUUAUGUACUAAUAAGACAUGUAUAAGUAAUUAUAAAAUUGGGGCGGUUUCAAAAUCUCAUACCGAUACACCUUCUGAGGGGUAA
Molecule: messenger RNA, 644 nt
Organism: Racocetra persica
Lineage: Eukaryota; Fungi; Glomeromycota; Glomeromycetes; Diversisporales; Gigasporaceae
Source: the annotation of a GenBank genome assembly